AUGGCGGAUUUCAUAGACGAUGAAGACGGGCCUCCAGAGCUGAUCGAUGCGUCAGCGCUGCCCGAUUCAGAGAAGCUCGAUGUCUCCAAGACCCCGUCGACAACAUUAGACACGCCGGCGCAGGAUCGUGUACCUAUCACGCUGGUGACUGGAUAUCUUGGCGCGGGAAAGACGACUCUGCUGAAUUACAUUCUAAGUGAAAAGCAUGGCAAGAAGAUUGCCGUGAUCAUGAAUGCCACGGACAUCGAGAAGCCUUUGACGGUCAAUCAAGAUGGCAAGGAAGUUACCGAGUGGAUGGAGGUCGGAAACGGCUGCAUCUGCUGCUCCGUCAAAGAUUCCGGUGUCAUGGCCAUCGAAUCGCUCAUGGAACGCCGGGGCACCUUCGACUACAUCCUCCUCGAAACGACCGGCCUAGCAGACCCCGGCAACAUCGCGCCAGUCUUCUGGGUAGACGACAACCUGGGCAGCUCCAUCUACCUCGACGGUAUCGUCACGCUGGUCGACGCAAAGAACAUCCUGCGGCUUCUGGACGAACCCACCCCGGAGGAAACAGCAUCGACUCACGCGGAGGGCGACCAGCACGCGCACGAAGGGCCCGUGCUCUCCAUGGCGCACAUGCAGAUCUCGCACGCGGACGUCAUCAUUCUCAACAAGGCCGACCUCGUCACCGCGGCCGAGCUCGAGCGGGUCCGCGACAGGAUCCUCGCCAUCAACAACGUGGCCAAGAUCCACGUCACGGAUCACAGCAGGACGCCGCAGAUCGAGGGCGUCGUGCUGGAUCUCCAUGCAUAUGACCAUCUGGAUAGCCUGGAUUUUGGCGCCAAGGGACACAGCCAUAUCGACCCAGCCAUCUCAACCAUCGCCAUCGUAACACCCCCAAUCUCCCCCGAAAAGAUCCCCUGGAUCGACACCUGGCUGCAGUCCGUCCUGUGGGAAUCCAAGAUCCCCACCGUGCAAGGCACACCGACCCCGGGACCAGAGGACUUCGAAAUCCACCGCCUCAAGGGCAUCCUCGUCCUGCAAGACGGGUCCUGCAGGAUCAUCCAGGCCGUGCGGGACGUCUUCGAGAUCCGGGACUCGGAGCCAAGACAGGAUGGCAGCGGUGAGUGCAAGAUCGUCCUCAUUGGUCGUGGCCUGGGGCAGGAUGCGCGGCCGUGGCAGGCGAAUUUCGAGGCGUAUCUCGCGAUGGAGGAAUAG
Aspergillus clavatus NRRL 1 is the source of this 1197-nucleotide messenger RNA. RefSeq names its product CobW family GTP-binding protein. NCBI's taxonomy places the organism in Eukaryota, Fungi, Ascomycota, Eurotiomycetes, Eurotiales, Aspergillaceae. The record is from RefSeq and is a predicted model, not a curated record. Gene Ontology annotation, cellular component: cytoplasm. The transcript has 5 exons. The coding region runs from base 1 to 1197 and encodes 398 amino acids.